Messenger RNA from Melitaea cinxia (Glanville fritillary), 499 nucleotides. RefSeq lists its product as uncharacterized. Bases 101 to 499 code for a protein of 132 amino acids. The record is from RefSeq and is a predicted model, not a curated record. Lineage: Eukaryota; Metazoa; Arthropoda; Insecta; Lepidoptera; Nymphalidae. The transcript has 2 exons.
AGGGCCGAAACACAUAAGCGCGUUGCGGCGCCGCGCCGCUGAAAUCGGCAGUGCGCUAUAGCGGUGCGGCGCCGCAACGCACGACGUGAAUUCCAGCGUUAUGACGUCAUACUUGUUGACAAGGAUGCAGUUUGUUUCUAACACUCUUGCAAACAACACGUGUCAACCGAGAAGCAGUUUUAAAAUUAAAAUGUCUGACGUUGACGUCGAUCUGUUUAUAUCUUCGGUUCAGGAACACCGUUGUUUGUGGGAUACUAGUGACGAAACCUAUAAAGACAAAUUUAUAAAACAAGAAGCAUGGAAAAGCAUUUGUGAGAUCGUUUAUGUUGAUUACAAGGAAAAAAACUCAACCGAAAAAUCAAAACUGGGUAAUGAUUUAGUCAAGAAGUGGAAGGCCAUAAAAGAUAAUUUUGCUAAAUAUCAAAAAAAACUAAAAGAUGCCAAUCGAUCAGGAGCUGGAGCUGCAAAAAUUAAAGAAUAUCACUUGAAUAAACAAUGA